Messenger RNA from Gamsiella multidivaricata, 228 nucleotides. RefSeq lists its product as uncharacterized. The record is from RefSeq and is a predicted model, not a curated record. NCBI's taxonomy places the organism in Eukaryota, Fungi, Mortierellomycota, Mortierellomycetes, Mortierellales, Mortierellaceae. The annotation marks the transcript as partial. The transcript has a single exon.
UGCGGCCGUGCCUUUUCCCGUCUUUUCAACUUGAACACUCAUGAACGGACUCAUGACCGGAGCAAGGCCCGACUCUUUGCAUGCCCCGAACAGGACUGCAAAAAGUCGUUCACGCGCAAGAAUGAUCUGCAGCGUCACCAGAUCUCGAUCCACGGCAUCACCGACAUCUACAGCUGCCAAAAGUGCAACAAGCCCUUCUCCCGCCGAGAUGCCCUUCGCCGACACAUG